AUGGCUUCCUACGGCACUUCCGGCACUCAUGACGUCAAGGAGACCGUGCGGCGCGCGGAGGUGGUGAAGACCACCAAACUCGAGCCCACCGUGCCGGCCCCGCCCCGCCCAAGCGGCGAUGGCAGCGUCCCCAACAACAGGGAGGAGUGGAAGGAUCUGCUCGCCCGCGCCGCGCCCUGGCUGAUCGCCGCCGCCGUCGUGGCCCUGGGUGCCGGCGCCCUGAACAAGGCCGAGGAGGAGGAGGGCUCCGUCGGCCUCUGGGGCAGGAAGAAGGGACGCCAGGCUGGCGACGCCGCGCGCGAUGCCAAGAAUUCCGCCAAGCGCGGUUGGUUCGGGCUGAAGCGCGAGGCCGGCGGCGCAGGCGAGGACGCCAAGGGCAAGUGGCAGGACACCAAGGCCACCGCCAAGGACAAGUGGCAGGACACCAAGGCCGCGGCCAAGGACAAGGCGGGGCAGGCCAAGGACGGCGCCUCCAAUGCCGGCUCCUACGUGGCGGACAAGGCCGCUGACCUGGCCGAGGCCUCCAAGCAGGCGGCACUCCGGGCCGAGCACACUGUGGCCAAGGCCGGGAGCAAGCUGGGCGCCGCCGCCAGCGGGGCCGAGGAGACUACCGGGCGCGCGCUCAAGGAUGCGGGGAGCAAGCUGGAGAGGGACGGCAGUGAGGGACGGCGCCAGUACAAGGGCGACGCCAUCAAGCACGACCUCCAGAGCAAGCCCUGGUGGCAGUUCUGGUGA
Auxenochlorella protothecoides is the source of this 735-nucleotide messenger RNA. RefSeq lists its product as hypothetical. The record is from RefSeq and is a predicted model, not a curated record. Bases 1 to 735 code for a protein of 244 amino acids. Lineage: Eukaryota; Viridiplantae; Chlorophyta; Trebouxiophyceae; Chlorellales; Chlorellaceae. The transcript has 2 exons.